AUGGCCUCCAAGAGGAAGUUGUCUGCGUCUUCCCCCUACAACCAGUCCCACCCCCAGCCGCCGCAAGACACUGCUCCUUUUUCCUCCCCCGAACAGCCUCGCAGGUCGACGCGCCAUCGACGUGCCAUCCUUAUGAAAGACAUAUUACAGCCCGAGAUCACCUCCCAUCCUCGUCCGUCGCCGGGUGAAAUUCAGCGUGAUGUCUGGGGGUCCCCGGAGGCCGUCGAUUCGGCCAUGAAGGAGCUGCGGGAUAUGGAGGAGCGCUUCCAGUCCGCCGUCAGGCGAGAACGUCUCGCCGUCGAAGGGUCCCGCCUCGUGGGCGGCCCCCGCGACGCCGAGCCGGAACCCUUCCGGCGCCGCCCGGCCACCCGAUCCCGAACCGGCGGCUUCACCCUCCCCAGGGACGUGGAGGAUGGCUUUCCGAAGCCGGCCCUUCCCGAAGAGCUCGAGACGGCCCCGCUCAAAUUCGAGGACGCAGAAGAUUGCGCCAACGAGAUGAACAUCGACGCCGACGCCCAGGACGACGAAGUCCCCUGGGACCCUACAGCCUAUGCCAUGAGCAGGCCACCUGCCGUCCAUAGCGAUUACCUGCCCCUCCCAUGGAAGGGCAGACUUGGUUACGCCUGUCUCAACACCUAUCUUCGCACCGCCAACCCUCCGGUGUUUUCCUCUCGGACCUGCAGGAUAGCCUCCAUUCUGCAACACAGGCAUCCGCUGGUGGACCCAUCCCAGCCUGAGCAUCCCGUCAAGAACCGCCCUGACGAGACCAAACCGCCAGACGACAACCUUGCCAAGAGGUACCUCGAAAGGCUAGGGCUGGCCAACGCGAGGGACGCCAUCAAGAUGAUCCGCUGGAAUGAUAGAUUCGGCAUCAAGUUCAUGCGCCUCAGCUCAGAGAUGUUCCCAUUCGCUAGCCAUGAGGAGUACGGGUACCCCCUCGCCCCUUUCGCCUCCGAGGCCCUCAGGGAAGUGGGCGCCGUGGCGGCCGAAUUGGAUCAUCGUCUGACCAUGCACCCUGGCCAGUUCACGCAACUCGGAUCGCCACGGCCCGAGGUGAUCCAAGCCGCCAUUCGUGACCUCAACUACCAAGACGAGCUGCUCACGCUUCUUCGUCUUCCCGAGCAGCAGGAUCGCGACGCCGUCAUGGUCAUACACAUGGGAGGAACCUACGGGGACAAGGCCGAGGCGUUGAACCGGUUUCGGCAGAACUAUUCCAACCUCUCCCCGUCAGUGAAGCGGCGGUUGGUACUGGAGAACGACGAUGUGGGAUGGACGGUCCACGAUUUGCUGCCGGUGUGCGAGGAGCUCAACAUACCGCUCGUGCUCGAUUUCCAUCACCACAACAUCCUGUUUGACGCGAACGAGAUGCGCGAGGGCACCCUGGACAUCAUGAAGCUGUUCCCGCGCAUCCGCGCCACGUGGACGCGCAAGGGGAUCAGACAGAAGAUGCACUACAGCGAGCCGUGCGCCGGCGCGGUGACGCCGCGGGAGAGGAGGAAGCACUCGGCCAGGGUCAAGACGCUGCCUCCGUGCCCGAACGACAUGGACCUCAUGAUCGAAAGCAAGGACAAGGAGCAGGCAGUUUUCGAGCUGAUGCGCGCAUUCCGACUGCCCGGGCAUGGUCUCAUCGCCGAUAUGGUGCCGUAUCACCGGGAGGACGAGGUCAGGAACCCGCCGGGGGGCAGGGGGAAAGGGAAGAAAAAGGCGGCAAGGAAACCGGGGAAGAGGAAGCGAGACGAUGACGAGGACGACGAGGGAGAGGAGGAGAGAGAAGGCGAGGCGGAGAAGCAGGCGCGUGAAGCCCAGGAGGUGCCGCCUGAGGACUUUGGCAUGGGGGGCCCAUUGGGCAGGGUGUACAGGCCGGAGGGGAUGGAGUCCUGGCUGAAGCCGAAGAAGGGACUCAAGCGGAGCAAGGACACGAAGAUUGUGCACAAUGACGUAGUCUGA
Sodiomyces alkalinus F11 is the source of this 1947-nucleotide messenger RNA. RefSeq names its product UV-damage endonuclease. The coding region runs from base 1 to 1947 and encodes 648 amino acids. Gene Ontology annotation, cellular component: mitochondrion; nucleus. Lineage: Eukaryota; Fungi; Ascomycota; Sordariomycetes; Glomerellales; Plectosphaerellaceae. The record is from RefSeq and is a predicted model, not a curated record. Gene Ontology annotation, biological process: nucleotide-excision repair; response to UV; mitochondrial DNA repair. Gene Ontology annotation, molecular function: endonuclease activity. The transcript is spliced from 3 exons.